AUGAGAAUGGUGCGACCCAGCUGCCUGCUUACUUGCUGCCUCCUUGGAGCCCUGCUCCUCAUUGUUCCCGCUACUUCUUACCCCAGUCCCAACAACAACUACCGCGAGGAAGGCCAGUAUGAACCAGAAGAAAUCAUGGACAUGCUAAACCGCCUCGGAAACCUUAUCCAAAUUGAACGCAAAAUGGAGAACUUCAAAGAUGACAUUACUAGCGAGAAGCGAGCUCUGGACCUGGGUCUCAGCCGUGGAUACUCCGGCGCUCUCCAAGCCAAGCACCUCAUGGGACUCGCGGCCGCCAACUACGCCGGUGGCCCUGGCAGGAGGCGUCGUGAUGCCCACUAA
Messenger RNA from Parnassius apollo (apollo), 342 nucleotides. Lineage: Eukaryota; Metazoa; Arthropoda; Insecta; Lepidoptera; Papilionidae. The record is from the annotation of a GenBank genome assembly.